UGUAAGCAAAACAGCUUAAAGGAGGAUCCCAGGCUUAAUGACUGAAUGUCUAAACCUUUCCAAGAGAUGGUGGCACUCUAAUUCCUCACCAGGCGCCCCUCCCAAAAGGAAUAAUGAUAUGCAAAUAGAGGCACACUGCUCUGCUGGCAAAGAGAGAGGGGGAAGGACCAGGUUUUUAUUUAGGCAUCAGACUCAGGACCCUGGAAGAACUCAGGAGGGGAUGUUUCACUUUAAUAUAUAACUCUAAGGGCAAGAAGACCGUGAGACGCACCCACGCCUUGGUUCACUUGGCAGUGCAGCUGAGGGCAGCUCAGGUUGGCGGUGACAGACAGAGUGAAAAGAAAGCUGACCUUCUGACUUCUUGAUGGAGCCCAAGCUUUUUGUGCUGCUGUUGCUUCAGGCAGUAUGGAAAGAUGCUUUUGCAAAAUCCCGUUCCUUACAUAGGAGAGGACUCGUUGAAUUGUCUGGCACCAUAACGUGUGGCACAGGACGCUCGUCAUUGGCAUACAUAGGCUAUGGAUGCUACUGUGGUCUCGGAGGACAAGGCUGGCCUAAAGAUAAAACAGACUGGUGUUGCCACAAGCAUGACUGCUGUUAUGACAAGGCAGAGCGGGAAGGCUGCGACCCCAAGAUGCAGAGAUAUGAAUGGAUCUGUGAAGGCAACACGGUGGUGUGUGAUAAGCUGACAGACAGGUGUGAAAAAAUGGUGUGCCAAUGUGACCAGGAAGCAGCCAGCUGUUGGGGUGCAGCCUCCUAUAACCCAAACUUGAUCCUCUGGCCAGAUUUUUUAUGUGGACAAAACCAUCCCACAUGUCAUUUUAGUCCUGUAUGAAAGGAGGUAUAUGACUCAUCUUAGGAAUUUCUUCCUCCCUCCUAAUUCUUUGACUUUGGAGACACUGUCAUUAAAAUUGUUCAUCUUUUGUCAAAACUGAUGAUGAUGUGAAGGAAUUCCUGUCAGCAUGGGAGUAGAUCGGGGUGGUGAGGAGGUUGGUUGGGAAACAGGUUUGGUUAUACGUCCUCUCAGCAUUUCAAAUUAAGGACACAAUCACAGUCCUGCUUUCUACCAUUUGCUUGCCAAAAAUUGAAGUCUUCUACACUGAGGCAUAUCCCCAUUCAACAGAAGAUUCCAAAUUGCAGUUUAUAAAUAUGAAGCUUUAACAAUAA
This is a messenger RNA of Gavialis gangeticus (Gharial), 1164 nucleotides long. RefSeq names its product group 10 secretory phospholipase A2-like. The record is from RefSeq and is a predicted model, not a curated record. The coding region runs from base 365 to 832 and encodes 155 amino acids. Gene Ontology annotation, biological process: phospholipid metabolic process; lipid catabolic process; arachidonate secretion. NCBI's taxonomy places the organism in Eukaryota, Metazoa, Chordata, Crocodylia, Gavialidae. Gene Ontology annotation, molecular function: calcium ion binding; phospholipid binding. The transcript is spliced from 4 exons.